ACUUUCGAAGCAAUCGUAAAUCGAUAUUAUCAUAUUAUCGUACAUCGAUUUUAUUUCCACCUCUACCACAAUGGCGCAUACAUCUAGUACCGGCGUUGUGGUGCCACGAAAUUUUCGCUUACUAGAGGAGCUGGAUCAGGGCCAGAAGGGAGUUGGCGAUGGCACCAUUUCAUGGGGCCUUGAGAACGAUGAUGAUAUGACGCUUACCUAUUGGAUUGGCAUGAUCAUUGGUCCGCCUAGAACGCCUUUUGAGAAUCGCAUGUAUUCAUUAAAAAUCGAAUGCGGCGAACGUUAUCCGGAUGAGCCGCCAACGCUCAGAUUUUUAACAAAAGUCAAUAUAAAUUGCAUUAAUCAGAACAACGGGGUGGUUGAUCAUAGAUCCGUGCCCAUGUUGGCCAGAUGGAGUCGUGAGUACACCAUUAAAACGAUGCUUCAGGAAAUACGAAGGAUUAUGACCAUGAAAGAGAACUUGAAAUUGGCACAACCUCCAGAAGGUAGCUGUUUUUAGUUGCCAACAACAGAAAACAACGACAACAGCAACAACAACAAAAGCAGCAACAACAACUUUAAAAACACAACAGCAACAACAGCAGCUGCCGCAACACACUACCUAUUAUAACUACAGCCACAACUAUACAACUAUUACACUUUGCCGAGUGUAAGACGCCCUACAAAAACUCUUCAACGUUGUGUGUAGUUGUCUGCCGGAGAAGGAGAAGGAGAAAGAGAGUUUAUCGCUAGUGGGUUAUAGUACGAGAAGAGAGAGGGAUAUGUUGUAAGAGAGCGCGCAGUAAGCAGCUGCCUUGUUGUUGUUUUUGUUGUAAAUAUAGUAUAUGUAUGUGUGUGUGUUCAACAGCGAGAAAUGCUUUAACAACAACAAGAACUUAUAGAUCGUUGUCCCAUCAGAAAUUGGUUUAUAAAACUUCAGAUGCUACAUAAACUUGCAAGCCAGAUACAGUUACAUUUAUAAUUCUACUCACGCGCAUUUCUCUGCAAUACAAUUAAUUAAAUGUAAUAAAAAGAAAUUUAUAUAAAAACUAAAAAAAAACAUCUUAGGCGUAAAGUAAGUGUGCGCGCAUUGUGGCAAUGAAGCGAAAUUAUUAUUUUGCCCUAAACUAACAAUUUUUUAAUUAUACAUAUGAAAUAUAUAAACAAAUUUGAGAAGAAUUUUGUAGUAAAGCUAAAAACAAUGAACCGAACCGAGGCAAUUGUAACAAUUUAAUUAGUUGUGUUCGUCAUAGUUGGGACUUGAUAAACGAUUAAUAUAAAUAUAAAUAUAGAAACCACUCACACACACACAUUGCAUGCAUACACAUAAACUAAAAACUGAUGAAAGCAGUACAUGUCGGCAGUGCGAUGAAGAAAUGAUUAAAAUAUAUUUUAAUUUAAGCUUCUAAAUAAAACAAUUAAUAAUCCAAUAAAAAAAUGAAAAAGCCAACUAAAAGUGUUUUGAUUUUGGGUGGAAUCAAACUAGUCAGAGAGACUGUUAACAGUGGAGAAUUCUACGAUUAGUAUGGAAGCGGAACUUAAAACUCAUUUACAAACCUUUUUAUCGGGUUUACUUAGUUUUCAAUUGUUUAUUUAAAUACAUAAUUUGAAUUUAUAGAUUUAUACAUAAACAUAUGUAACAUGCUCCAUUUAAUUCAAUUUCUCUAGGCUCUUCAAUUAUCAAUCAAACGCUCUCUCUCUCUCUUACCCCGUGUAUUAAUUAGCGGCUGUCAUGACCUUUGGAUCCUUGCGUCUGUUAGCUGGUUUAAUAUUUGUUCUAAGUUGAAGCGGCGCUCUUUAAAAUUAACUUUGUAUAUUAUUGUUGUUGUUGUGUGUGUGUGUGUUUGUGUGUGAACGAACAUUUGUUUUGGUUGUUAUGCUUUAGGCUUAAAAUUGAUUUAUUUCUUGUUUGUUUUUUUUUUAUUAGUCGCAAGGUGGCACGCCAAAUCAAGUUCUAACAA
This is a messenger RNA of Drosophila busckii, 1949 nucleotides long. RefSeq names its product ubiquitin-conjugating enzyme E2 variant 2 (gene Uev1A). Gene Ontology annotation, biological process: DNA damage tolerance; protein K63-linked ubiquitination. Gene Ontology annotation, cellular component: nucleus. The coding region runs from base 71 to 508 and encodes 145 amino acids. Lineage: Eukaryota; Metazoa; Arthropoda; Insecta; Diptera; Drosophilidae. The transcript is spliced from 4 exons. The record is from RefSeq and is a predicted model, not a curated record.